AAGAUAUAAUUAAAUGGGAUCGACGUAAUGAUUAUAUUACUAUAAAUGCUAGUGAAAAAACUAAACAUUAUUAUCUUAAAAUAAAUGGAACUGACGAAUAUGAUCAACAAACAAUGUUUAGACAACAUUUUGGAACAUUAGCAAAUUGGAAAUUGAAUGAUAUAUUAAAAAUGCUCAAGUUAAAUCCAAAAGAUGAUUUAGAAAUUAAAAAGAUGUAUGAAAUAUUAUAUAAUUGUUAUCAAGGAAAUUAUAAUAAAGAAGAAAAGAAAAAGCAAUGUACAAUUAUAUUAAAAUAUUGUAUUAGAGAUUGUAUUGCACCAAAAGAAGCAAUUGAAUAUAUAAAUAAAAUCACUGAAUAUAGAUUAAUAUCAGAUUUAACUAUUAUACCUUUAUAUGAAUAUUCAUAUGGUAAUAAAACCAAAAUGAUAAAUAAUUUAUUUGUUAAUUUAGCUCAUCAAGAACAGUUUGAAAUAUCAUUUAAAUAUAGAGGUAGAAAUGAAAAAGAAAAAUUUAAAGGUGGUUUAGUUGGAGAUCCGGAAAAGGGAUUUUCAUCAAUAUCUCAUGUUGUUUUAGAUUUUAAUUCAUUAUAUCCAAGUCUCAUGACUCAAAAUAAUAUAUGUUUCCUUACUAAACUUUUGGAAAAUGAAGAAGAGGAAUGUUAUAAGAUAUCAUUUGAAGAUAUAAAGGGAAAAACUAAAUAU
Cetraspora pellucida is the source of this 701-nucleotide messenger RNA. The record is from the annotation of a GenBank genome assembly. Lineage: Eukaryota; Fungi; Glomeromycota; Glomeromycetes; Diversisporales; Gigasporaceae.